UUCUUCAUUGCUUGCUGAAUGUUUCGCCCUCAUCUUAAACCAUUUUAGACUAAGUCUUUAUUCCCUAUUGUUUUAUUUCAUUUUUGAACCCGUUUUGCUCUGGAUAGGCGGAGGGGGGGGGGGGUCGCAUCCACACCUGGCGCGCGCCUUGCUUGCCAAAAAAAAAAGUCGCGCACAUCUGGACGCAGGCGAUCGGAGAAACUUUGCGGCGCCGCAGGUGAAAUGCACUAGCCGUGUGAUCGCACUGGACGAGUAGCGGGCGGUGGGAAUGAAAUUCGAGGUUCGAAUGGACGGGACGCGCUGGAGAGAACGCACCUCAUGGUUUCCGCUGCUGUGUUUGUUCGUUCUCCUCGCAUCAUGCGAAGUGCACGCGGGCGGUAAGAAGUACAGCGGACCAUGUGGAGGCAGAGACUGCAGCGGAGGUUGUCAAUGUUUCCCAGAGAAGGGUGCAAGGGGCCAGCCAGGUCCCCUUGGACCCCAGGGUAAUGAGGGCCCCCCAGGGCGCAUCGGAGAACCUGGAAUUCAAGGACCCAAAGGAAUGAAGGGCAAUCCAGGCAUCAGUGGUGUACCUGGACCAAAAGGAGCUGUGGGCGCAACUGGUGUGCCUGGUUUUGCUGGACUGGACGGUAUCCCUGGUCACCCAGGACAGGCAGGGCCAAGAGGGAAACCAGGUGCCGACGGCUGUAAUGGAACGAAGGGAGAUGCGGGGUUGCCAGGGGUACCUGGCUUUAAGGGCCUCGCCGGCUCCCCAGGUAUUCACGGUGUGAAGGGUGAGAAAGGAGACCCCCUGGAGAUUAGUGUGUAUAUGGAGCGGUUCAAAGGUGAAAAAGGUGCCGACGGAUUCCCAGGAUUUAUAGGUCCUCAGGGCAGCCCAGGUUCGAUGGGCCCGAUGGGCUUUGUCGGACAACCGGGUCCCCCUGGUUUCCCUGGACCCAAAGGCCCACGAGGCCCGAUGCCACGGAUGCUGAAAGGAAUCAAAGGAGAUGCUGGAGACGCUGGAGACCCAGGCCCCCCCGGGAACUUCACGUCCACGUUCCCCCACACCUCUGGGAAGCAUGACCUAAAGGGGAGCAAAGGAGAGAGGGGCCCAAAAGGUGAACAUGGAGAUUUGGCCGAUAACAGAGGUGAAACUGGUGUCAUGGGAUUUCCUGGUCUACGGGGACCCUCUGGUAUCGAUGGAGAGCCUGGAACGAGGGGAGAUCCAGGGGAAACAGGAGUGCCCGGAAGGAACGGAGUCAAGGGUGAAAGGGGAGAACCAGGAGACGUAAUAUUGCUGGGGGGUUCUGGAAGAGUCGGGCCACCAGGACCUCCAGGAGAACUUGGCCCCGAGGGGCCACCAGGGGACCAAGGUGUAAAGGGUGACCAAGGCCUCCCAGGACUUCCAGCCCACUUCACUGAACAACAGCAAACUUACCUCUUUGGCCCGACCGGCUCUAAGGGCAUAAAAGGGGCCAAAGGACUACCGGGUGAGCCUGGAGAACCUGCUUCAGUCUCUGGGCCACCAGGUUUGGACGGGCCGCCUGGAUUUCCAGGACCACCAGGACAGAAGGGAUCUUGGGCGAUCGCACGUCAAGGGCCACCAGGUGGAAUUGGACGACCGGGACUUGCAGGGUUAAAAGGUCAGAAAGGUGAUGCAGGUCCCUGCCAGUGUCAGGCUGUCGAGUCCCCUGCGGGAUCCCCUGGUCCAGUGGGUGACCAAGGUCCACUAGGAGUGGCAGGAGAGUGGGGGCAGCCUGGAGACUUAGGGCUCCCGGGACCACUGGGAGAUCCUGGACUCAUUGGUUUUCCUGGUAAUCCAGGCCCUCCUGGACCCAAGGGCAGGAAAGGGGAGAUUGGAGUAGCCACCCAGAAAGGAUCUGUGGGUGACCCAGGGGACCCUGGCGUGCCAGGUGAGCCAGGAGAGAGGGGUCAGCCGGGACUUGCUGGUCUUCCUGGACCGCCUGGGUAUCCGGGCCCUUCUGGGGACAGGCCAGUUGGACCCAAAGGAGAUAAAGGUGUCCCAGGGAUUUCUGGUGAUCAAGGCUAUCCUGGGCCGCAAGGAGAACCAGGUCGGGCGCUGAGUAGCGAGAAAGGACUGUCAGGUGUUCCUGGAGAUCCGGGAUUUGAUGGUCACAGAGGUGCUCCAGGUCCCCAGGGCCCUCAAGGAGGCUGUGAUCUGGAAGGAGAUGAAGGACAAAAGGACGUAGCAGGAGAGUGUGAACCAGUGCUAGGGCCACCAGGUGAAUCUGGACUUCCUGGAUCUCCUGGACUGGAUGGUUUCCCAGGUCAGCCUGGUCUUAAAGGAAUGCCUGGAUUGCCUGGGGAGGAAGGGGCCAAAGGUGAAAGAGGAGAGCAAGGAAAUGGAGGGGCACCUGGGGUACCAGGGUUUGUAGGGCCUCGGGGUGGUGAAGGUGAACCUGGCUUCAAGGGACAGAAAGGUGCGUUCGGUGUCCCAGGUAGGCUAGGCCGAGACGGAGAAGUUGGACCAAAGGGUCUUCAUGGUGAAAUUUUUGGAGCAUCACCUGGGCCACUUGGAGAACCUGGUCCUCCUGGACUCCAAGGGAGUAAGGGCAUCACUGGAGACCCUGGACCUCAAGGAUACCAAGGGAAGGAUGGCAUGCCUGGUAUCCUUGGGCCAAAGGGUCAAAUGGGUUACCCAGGCUUGCAGGGAGAAGUAGGGAAAAUUGGCCCACCAGGACUGUAUGGUUUCCCUGGAGCACCUGGAUAUAAAGGACCCCCAGGCCCUCAGGGGGUAAUGGGUGAAUCAGGUUUACCUGGAGAAAGAGGACUUCAGGGUGACCCAGGGCCACCUGGUCCAGUAGGGAUGAAGGGCUCGCCAGGAGAGGUUGGCAGCUGGGGUCCAAAAGGUGGUGAUGGGGAAUCUGGAGAUCCGGGAGAACUGGGAACUGUUGGCUAUAUUGGUGUUACAGGACUCAAAGGUGCCAAAGGCUCACAUGGCAUGACAGGGUUCAAAGGAAUGCAAGGCCACAAGGGCCUAACAGGCAUUUUAGGGCAAAAAGGCGACAUUGGUUUACCUGGGAUCCCCGGAGAGAAAGGACUCAUGGGGAUGGAGGGUGAGAAAGGUGAUCGAGGACCUCCUGGUCCUCCGGGACAGAAGCCAUAUAUUCCAGUAAUAUAUAAAGCCAAGAUGAAGGGGGACAAGGGUGACCAUGGGUUCCCAGGAGACAAGGGCUUCACAGGGCCCAGAGGCACCAAAGGAUCUCAAGGCAUACCUGGCUGGGCCGGUUCUGACGGCAUGCCAGGAGACCCCAGCACCGAAAAGGGCGUUCAGGGUACUCCUGGGGCAGAGGGUUUGCCAGGCUCCAAGGGACUGCCAGGACCACCAGGUUCACCAGGAAUCAGAGGUUUUCCCGGUAUGCCUGGUCCCAGGGGGGAUAAAGGAACUGUGGGGGCUUAUGGUCCAACAGGGGAACACGGUUUGCAGGGAAGCAAAGGUGAUCCUGGCACUGUCAUGAACAUUCCUGGCUUUCCAGGCUUAAGAGGUGAAGAUGGCCUAUCUGGCCUGCCAGGUGCCAAGGGAGAAUCUGGCCAGCCAGGAGACCGAGGCAGUGCAGGUUUUGAUGGCAUCGAGGGCAGGAAAGGGGAGUUGGGAACUCCUGGCUCAGAGGGAAUUCCUGGCUCUAAAGGAAUGAAGGGCUUCCCUGGGAACCAGGGAGAGAAGGGUUUCCCUGGGUUUCCAGGACAACCUGGGACAGAUGGGGCAUCAGGCCUUCCUGGACAGAGAGGUUUUCCCGGUCUCAAGGGUAUUUUUGGGUUGCAUGGCUUGAAAGGCCAGAAGGGCAUCACUGGAAUCCCAGGAUUGGAUGUCGAGGGAGCUUCAGGUUACUCAGGAGUCAAGGGCACGAAAGGAGAAUCUGGAAUCCCAAAUACAGAGACUGGACUUCCAGGACUGCUAGGUGAAAAGGGGCCUUUAGGAGAUUAUGGUGACCAAGGUCCAGCUGGACCCCCAGGAUUCCAGGGGGCCCCAGGACCACCGGGUACUGAGGACCAACAGGGCUCCAGUGGUGAUUCUGGCUUCCCAGGGCCAAAAGGAUAUAAGGGUUUUCCUGGUACACAAGGUUGGCCUGGGAUACCAUCACCAGUAGGUGCAAAAGGAGAGCGUGGUCUACCUGGACUGUUUGGGUUGCCAGGUCUGAAAGGCCUCCAGGGAGACCAAGGGCAGCAAGGCAUCUCGGGCCCAAGUGGAGUGACUGGGGUCAAAGGUGCAAAGGGAGAAAUUGGGUACAUGGGAGCUCCUGGAAGGUCAGGCCUAAAAGGUGACAGGGGACCUCAGGGUCCAAAGGGAAACACUGGACUCCCAGGUGUCCCUGGAGUCCCUGGAUCUCCAGGUCCUGUCCCCAUACCACCCAGACUGGUUGGUGAGAGGGGUCCACCUGGUCUUCAAGGGAUCCAGGGGCCAAAAGGAAGGCCUGGAGAAAAUGGCCCUCAGGGACCACCUGGAGACCCAGGGUUUACUGGACCGCAGGGGGACAAAGGUAUGCCUGGAGUAAGUGGGACACCAGGUACACCAGGGUACCAUGGUGAUCAUGGACAGCGUGGACAUCCUGGUCUCCAAGGCCUUGAAGGACAGCCAGGCCGGCCUGGUGUUCCUGGACCCCCCGGGAUGCCCGGCCGCAGCGUAAAUGUGGGAUACUUGCUGGUGAAGCACAGCCAGUCAGAGGAUACACCCAUGUGUCCCGUGGGCAUGGCCAGCCUAUGGGAGGGUUUCAGCUUACUGUACUUCGAGGGCCAAGAGAAAGCCCACAACCAGGACCUAGGCUUGGCUGGGUCUUGCCUCCCCCGCUUCAGCACCAUGCCCUUCUUGUACUGCAACCCUGGAGAUGUUUGCUAUUAUGCCAGCCGCAAUGACAAGUCCUACUGGCUGUCUACCACUGCACCUAUUCCUAUGAUGCCCGUGGAGGAGGCAGACAUCAAGCCCUAUAUCAGCCGCUGCUCUGUGUGUGAAGCACCUUCGGUGGCCAUCGCAGUCCACAGCCAGGACAUCACCAUCCCACGAUGCCCUGAUGGAUGGCGUAGCUUGUGGAUUGGCUACUCCUUCCUCAUGCACACAGCGGCAGGUGAUGAGGGUGGUGGCCAGUCCUUGGUGUCGCCAGGAUCCUGCCUGGAAGACUUCCGUACUACACCAUUCAUCGAGUGCAAUGGAGCUAAGGGCACCUGCCACUACUUUGCCAACAAACAGAGCUUUUGGCUGAGUUCUAUUGACCAGACCUUCCAGAGCACACCAACAUCUGAAACGCUAAAGGCAGGCCAACUCCUUUCCCGGAUCAGCCGAUGCCAGGUAUGCAUGAAGAAUCUGUGACCACCUCCCACCCCCGGACUUUCAUGGCUGAGGAGUGAAAAUGCACACAAGUGACAAGGGGUCAGCAGGACUCAAGUCAAAAAAAAAAAUGUAGGAAGUUUCCUGCACAUUGAAAUGGUGCUUAAGUUAUUACCUCAGCUGCAUUUUUAAAUCUGUUUAUCAAUAAUCUCGAGAACAUACAGCCAAACCAAAGAAUGCCCAUGAGUUAUGCACUGCUUAUGAUUUUUUUUCUGUUGUUGCUUACUAAAUUGUAGCAGUACUCAGUAUUGCAGCAGCACUAACACUGUCCCUCU
This is a messenger RNA of Scleropages formosus (Asian bonytongue), 5592 nucleotides long. RefSeq names its product collagen, type IV, alpha 2 (gene col4a2). Gene Ontology annotation, molecular function: extracellular matrix structural constituent. The transcript has 48 exons. Lineage: Eukaryota; Metazoa; Chordata; Actinopteri; Osteoglossiformes; Osteoglossidae. Gene Ontology annotation, cellular component: collagen trimer. The coding region runs from base 269 to 5299 and encodes 1676 amino acids. The record is from RefSeq and is a predicted model, not a curated record.